AUGGCCGGUCUCUCCAGAAUCCACACGUUCUUCCUCGGCGGCCUCGCUCUGUGGGCUCUCAUCACCUGGUGCAUUGCCGCCGGUCUCGUCAACAAGUACCGUGGCCACUACGACUCGGCCAACGCUGUCCUCGCCUGGGGAAUCAUCUCGUGGCUCUGGUACCUCGUCUACCUCGGUAUCCUCCUCUUCGUUAGCACUACGACAUGGGCCACUGCCAUCAUUGUUGAGAUUGCCGUCGGCUUCUUCCUCUUCGUCUUCGGCAUUGCGGCGGUCGGUUCUACCUCUUCCGCCGCCGAUGCCUUCCGCUGGUGGGGUGGUUCCCUGGGCAGCCUCGGGCAGGCUACUCUUGCGUUCGGAUGGAUCCUCGUCAUUGCGCAGCUCGCGUACAUCGUCUUCCUCAUCGUGUACCUCGCCAAGGGCCACGGCUUCGCUCAGCAGACUCUCCGCACGUCCUUCCACGACCUGUCCGAGUACGGCUCGGGCGCUGGUACUGGCGGCGGCGUCGUUGAGAAGCCGACCGAGCUUUCGACCGUCCCUGCCCCUGCGCCGGUGACGGCCACGGUCUAA
This is a messenger RNA of Trichosporon asahii var. asahii CBS 2479, 567 nucleotides long. RefSeq lists its product as uncharacterized. The coding region runs from base 1 to 567 and encodes 188 amino acids. NCBI's taxonomy places the organism in Eukaryota, Fungi, Basidiomycota, Tremellomycetes, Trichosporonales, Trichosporonaceae. The record is from RefSeq and is a predicted model, not a curated record. The transcript is spliced from 3 exons.